Dufourea novaeangliae is the source of this 2292-nucleotide messenger RNA. It is a transcript of the gene Noc2, whose product is annotated as nucleolar complex protein 2 homolog. NCBI's taxonomy places the organism in Eukaryota, Metazoa, Arthropoda, Insecta, Hymenoptera, Halictidae. Gene Ontology annotation, molecular function: histone binding; transcription corepressor activity. Bases 138 to 2291 code for a protein of 717 amino acids. Gene Ontology annotation, cellular component: Noc2p-Noc3p complex; nucleolus; nucleoplasm. The transcript has 12 exons. Gene Ontology annotation, biological process: negative regulation of transcription by RNA polymerase II; ribosomal large subunit biogenesis. The record is from RefSeq and is a predicted model, not a curated record.
GUUAUACACGUGGGCAUUCAAAGGUUUCAUUAGUAUUAUUUGUAAAAUAAUCAACGGUUCUGAGUAUCGGACGCUUUAAAUUAAUUAUUGCAGAGAGGUUACCUGCAUUAUUGGAGUAUUGAAGUUUUACUUAAAUAAUGAAAAUAAAAAGUACAAAAGGUGUUAUCAAGAAGUCAAAGAAGCCUGGGACGAAGAAAAAGAAACACUUAAGUAAAAUAACAACAGAUGAUUUUUUCAAUCAAGACUUUGAAACUGAUGUAAACGUUAAUGAUAAUAACGAUGAAGUUGAAGAAAGUAUCCAUAAUGAUGAUCCAGAGAGCAGUGACGAAGACGUUGAUCCAAUACAACAUAAGAAAUCCUUAAUGAAAUUAAAACAGACAGAUCCAGAAUUUUAUUCGUAUUUAAAGGAAAACGAUAAAAGUCUUUUAGAAUUUAACAUAUCUGAUGAUGAUAAUAAUGAUAUUGAUGAUGGUAAUGAAACAGAAAGGAGACAUAUACCAAACACCGAUUUGGAGGUUGCUAGUGAUGAGAGUGAUUAUGAGGUAGAUGAAGAGAGUAGCGCAGUACAAAAUGAAAGAAUAAUUACACUGCAAUUGUUAAAGAGCUGGCAAGAAGAAAUUCAGAAGGACAGAUCGUUGAAAACUGUUAAAUGUAUCAUAGAAGCUUUCCAUGCUGCAUUAGAAACAGUGGCAGAAUCUCCUAAUCCAGAACCACUGCGGUAUAAAGUAGAGGGUGGUGUAGUGUUCAACGGAGUUGUCCAAUUAUGUAUACUACAUUUGCCCAAUACAUUUAAACGAUUUUUAAACUUGGGUUCUGAAACUCAGUUUCAACCUCAUAAGUGUAAAAGGUUUGGUAAAGUUAAGGGUAUUUUGAAGUCAUAUCUAACCGAUUUAAUUAAGAUUUUACAAAAUGUAACAUCAUCGAAUAUACUCACAGUGCUUUUAAAACAUUUGCACCAAAUGUUACCUUACACACAAUCGUUUUCAUCACUGACUAAACCGUUAUUAAAAAUUUUACUGAAUAUUUGGUCAACUGCAGAAGAAACAGUUCGUGUUGUUGCUUUUUUAAGUAUAUUACGUAUAGCAACUACUAAUAAGGAAUCGGUUUUAGACAUGUUAUUCAAGGCAAUGUAUGUAAAAUAUGUUGAAAAUUCAAAAUUUGUAUCUUUUACAACAUUACCCGGAAUUAACUUUAUGAGGCAUUCUUUGACGGAAAUAUAUUUGCUGGAUACUAAUCUAGCUUAUAAUCAUGCCUUUUUAUAUAUUAGGCAAUUAGCUAUUCAUUUAAGGAACGCUAUAACUUUGAAGAAGAAGGAAAAUUUCCAAGCUGUAUACAAUUGGCAAUUCAUAAAUUCAUUGCGGUUUUGGUCGGAAUUAAUUGAACAGUCAAACAGUGAUUCCGUGUUACGUUCCCUUUUAUAUCCUCUUGUCCAAAUUAUUGUAGGUACAAUAAAAGUAAUACCAACUCCUCAAUACUAUCCCUUGAGAUUUCAUUGUCUACAAAUGUUAACAGAUAUUUCGAAAGAAACUGGAACAUUUAUACCUACAUUACCAUUCUUAUUAGAGAUAUUAACUUCUUAUGAUUUCAAUAAGAAACACAAGGCAGUUUCAAUGAAACCAGUACCUUUUAUUUGUAUAUUAAGACUGUCAAAGUCACAAUUACAAGAAAACGGUUUCAAGGAUAAUGUUAUUGAUUCCAUAUAUAAACUUAUUUUGGAAAAUGCCGCAAAGGAUAGUCAUACAAUAUACUUUCCAGAUUUAUAUGUACCAUGCAUAAUGCAAAUAAAAGCAUUUUUGAAAAAAUGCCGUAUUGCGAACUACUGUAGAAAAAUGAAGCAGUUGUUAGAAAAAAUUGACGAGAACAGAAAAUAUAUUGAAACAGAACGUAAGAAAACAGUAAUUGAUUUAAAAAAUAUGUCAGAAAUAAAGAAUUGGGAAAACGGAAUAAAAAUGCAAGGAACAUCAAUAUCAAAGUUCUAUGAAUCAUGGAUAAAGAUUUAUCAAUCACAAAAACUCAAAAUGCUUACAAAGAAUGACGCCAUAGCGGAAUAUAAUUUACCAACUUUAAAGAAAUUGAAGAAACGGAAAUCAAACGAAGAAAGUGCAGAAGAAAGCGACGAAGAGAGUGAUUUUGAACUGCGGAUAAAGUCGAAUGAGGACAAACCUGAGGUGCCUACUAAAACGAAAAAGAAGAAAAAGAAGAUUAAUAAAGUUGUUCCCACGAACAACAUUGAUUUACCAACAGAGAUGACAGAUAUUGUUCAAGAUAUAAAUAGUGAUGAUUGGGAUUAAA